This is a messenger RNA of Rhodofomes roseus, 1046 nucleotides long. Its product is annotated as COPII-coated vesicle protein. The transcript is spliced from 6 exons. Bases 128 to 727 code for a protein of 199 amino acids. Gene Ontology annotation, cellular component: endoplasmic reticulum-Golgi intermediate compartment; endoplasmic reticulum; COPII-coated ER to Golgi transport vesicle. NCBI's taxonomy places the organism in Eukaryota, Fungi, Basidiomycota, Agaricomycetes, Polyporales, Fomitopsidaceae. The record is from RefSeq and is a predicted model, not a curated record. Gene Ontology annotation, biological process: endoplasmic reticulum to Golgi vesicle-mediated transport; intracellular protein transport; Golgi organization.
CCCGGCCCAGACCCCGGGGACUCCUUCUACGCGGUUCCGUGUGUCCCAGCCACCGCCACGACUACCGAGGCGUUCAGUACACUCCAGCGUACGGUUACCUCCCCUACCACCUCCUCGACGGACCACAAUGCCCACACACUAUACCCGCACUGUCCUCUUGCUAUGUCUCUCCUUGCUGACCUCUCUUGCGACGGCACACAUGAUUGAGGUCCCAGCGGGCAAGAAGGAAUGUUUCUUCGAGGACCUCCAUGUCAACGACAAAAUGACAGUGACAUAUCAGGUCGGAGGGGGCGGCCACCUCGACAUUGACUUCUGGUUGCAAGAUCCAGACCACAACGCUUUGGCGAACCAUGAAAGGCACAGCACCGGGACUGUUUCAAUAACAGCAAGAAAGGAUGGAAGGCACGAGUAUUGCCUCUCCAAUUUGAUGAGCACAGUAGUGGACAAGCUCGUGAGCUUCAAUGUCCACGGUGUAAUCUAUGUGGAUGACGAUGACACCGUCGCACCGAUCGAGCGUGAAAUCCGACAACUAGCCCACGGGCUGACCGCAGUGAAGGACGAGCAGGAGUACAUCGUCAUCCGGGAGCGGAGACACCGCAACACCGCCGAGUCAACGAACUCACGCGUGAAGUGGUGGUCUAUAUUCCAGGCUAUGGUGUUGAUCGCUGUUGUCGUGUGGCAGGUGUACUAUUUGAAGUCAUUCUUCGAGGUCAAACGUGCAUUCUAGUACAUCGGGGUAUUCACUCCAGCAUUGGACUUGUUGAGACCGUAGGUCUCGAGGCAAUCCAUCCACGCAUGUUGUAAUCGCCAAUGGUGCCAAGCGACCAUAUCCUCUCCACUCACGGUAGGCAUGAUGCGUGUUCCAGCUCGCUCCGCAGUGAGGUUUUGGGCCGUGCAUCGUAUGGUGCACGUUCAGCACCGCAUUUGGACUGAUUUGAACAUCACCGCAAGCUGCUUAAUCAAUGACCACUUGGGUAGGUGCGCCUGUCACUGACACUGAGCCAAGCCACCUCACCUAGGCUAGACCAGGUUUCCUUUGUCUUCCC